AUGGUUGCCAGUGACACUAGGCCUGGAGACGAGGUCCCAGUCUCGUGCGACACUACGCGUCAUGAAGCAGACGGCCGUGGCGUACCUGGGCUGCUGCCGCUGCUGCGGCUGGGGCGGGCGGGGCCUUCAGUGGCAGUGGCCCGUGAGCAGCAGGACGGCGCCAGCCAGCGCCAGCCGCGGGGCCGACCACCUCACCGACGGCCGGCAGCCUGCAACACGCGCGCCACUUGCCAGCAACCAUCGCGGACGGGAUUCGAACAGCGAGACCAAGUAGUUAUGAACGGCAUUACGACGCUGUAG
Messenger RNA from Gryllus bimaculatus (two-spotted cricket), 300 nucleotides. Lineage: Eukaryota; Metazoa; Arthropoda; Insecta; Orthoptera; Gryllidae. The record is from the annotation of a GenBank genome assembly.